AUGAUACAAAAAUUUGAUUUGGUUAAUCAUGCAUGGUACCAAAGGGUGUACAAUCUAAAGGAAAAGUGGUGUCCAGCACUUAGUAAAGAUUUCUUCUCGACAGGAAUUCUUUCAUCACAAAGAAGUGAAAGUACGAACCAUGUAGUAGGAUUCAGAGCUAAUAAAUCAACAACACUGACAGAAUUCUAUGGCAUCUUUGUAAGAACCAUAAAAAGAUGGAGAAGUGAUGAGAAGUAUAAUGAGUUUACCUGCAGCAAAUCAAUAGCCUUUACUUCAUUGCCACUAUCCGGAAUGCUAAAGCAUGCUGCUCAGGUUUACACAUUGUCUCUGUUUAGAGACUUUGAAGAGGAAUUUGGCUACUCAAUGGCGACCACAAUACAAAUUCUAGGGAGAACUGAAGAAAACAUUAUUCUUUAUAAAGUAUCUCUAGAAGAAAAGCCAUGGUCUUCCCAACAGAGUCAAGAAAAUGAAAAGGCAAGAGCAUUCAUGGAGGAAAACUUCAAAAGCUGUAUGAAAAUGGUGGAAGACUUACUUGCGGCUGAAGCUUUUACAGAGGAGGUUGUUGCAAGUGAUGACAAUUCUAAUGUGGCAGAGAGUGCUCAGAGUAACAAUAAUACUGCUUCUUCAUCAACAAGUACAACCAUACCCACUAUAUUAGACCCUAAGAGAGCUGUAACAAAGGGAAGAAGCAAGAGAGAAAAAGGAGCACUUGAAAAAGGGAAGAAAUCAAAGCAAAAAGCAUUACCAGAUCCAAAUUCAGAGUUUGGAUCGAAGACACCUACUGUGCGACUUUUUUGA
This is a messenger RNA of Chenopodium quinoa (quinoa), 798 nucleotides long. Its product is annotated as protein FAR-RED IMPAIRED RESPONSE 1-like. NCBI's taxonomy places the organism in Eukaryota, Viridiplantae, Streptophyta, Magnoliopsida, Caryophyllales, Amaranthaceae. Gene Ontology annotation, biological process: regulation of DNA-templated transcription. The transcript is spliced from 3 exons. The coding region runs from base 1 to 798 and encodes 265 amino acids. The record is from RefSeq and is a predicted model, not a curated record.